Molecule: messenger RNA, 2080 nt
Organism: Pogonomyrmex barbatus (red harvester ant)
Lineage: Eukaryota; Metazoa; Arthropoda; Insecta; Hymenoptera; Formicidae
Gene: VGlut
Product: Vesicular glutamate transporter
Biological process (GO): regulation of synapse structure or activity; synaptic transmission, glutamatergic; neurotransmitter loading into synaptic vesicle
Cellular component (GO): synaptic vesicle membrane; excitatory synapse
Molecular function (GO): neurotransmitter transmembrane transporter activity; L-glutamate transmembrane transporter activity
Source: RefSeq, a predicted model, not a curated record
GACGACGACGACGACGACGUCAGGCGACGUCGACGACGUUCUCCGUCGCCGUACCCCGCGCUACCGUUACCCAUUCCGCUAACUGUAUCUGGACUUAAUUAUUGGGGCUGCCAGAUAACAUCGCGAUUAUAUAAAAUCACAAAGCAACCCCAAUAAUUGGAAAAUGUCCGGAUUCGCAGCGGCGGGUCUCGUAGCCUUCGAUACUUUCAAGACGAAAGCAUCGCAGAAAUUAUCCGGAUUUAGAAGAAGUACCACCGGUUACGAGGAAUUCGCUUCGUGUGAGGGUAGCAAAGACAACAAGGGAUUCGAGGAUGAGAGAGGAUAUAGCACGCAGCCUUCGUUCGAGUCCCUUCCAGAGCCAGAAAGACCACCAUUGCGACAUAUCGAUACUUACUGCAUGCCAGAAUGUCCAUGUCUAUCGAAGAGGUACACCAUCGCGACGCUAGCUUGUAUAGGGUUUGUUAUUUCGUUUGGAAUGAGAUGUAAUAUGGGCAUGGCUAAGCUAGUAAUGAAAAAUACCACUGACGAAAACAAUACCGUCAGGUUCAACUGGACAGUCGGAACAGAAAGUGCCCUUGACUCGUCAUUCUUCUGGGGUUACCUGAUAACGCAAAUACCCGGUGGCUUCUUCGCGUCGUUGUAUCCUGCAAACAGAAUAUUCGGAGCAGCCAUUGCAAUAUCUGCCUUUUUGAAUUUGCUGGUACCCAGUGCAUUGAAGAUAGAUCCUAUCGUUGACAUGGGUGUACAAGUGUUGAAAGGACUGGUCGAGGGUGUUACGUACCCAGCGUGCCAUGGUAUAUGGAAAUACUGGGCACCUCCUCUGGAGAGAUCGCGUUUGGCCACGUUAGCGUUUUGUGGAUCGUAUGCUGCAAUGGUGAUAGGUAUGCCGCUUUCUGGAUACCUGAGUUCCUGGUUUGGUUGGACGGCGUCGUUUUACUUCUACGGUGUCUGCGGUUUAAUUUGGUAUUGUUUCUGGUUGUGGUUGGCCUUCGAAAAGCCGUCAAAACACCCCAGUAUCUCAGCCCGCGAAUUACGUUACAUCGAGGAUUCGCUCGGUCACGGGGGGGUGCAAGCACCUGUGCCCACGCUGGCAACGACUCCCUGGCGCAAGUUUCUCACUUCGAUGCCCGUAUAUGCCAUCAUCGUCGCGAAUUUUUGUAGAUCGUGGAACUUUUAUCUGCUGGUACUCUUCCAACCGCGUUUCAUGCACGAGUCUUUCGGCAUGCCGCUUGUCGAGACUGGAGUCAUUGGAUCGCUUCCGCACUUGCUGAUGACGAUGAUUGUACCUUGUGGCGGUUUGCUGGCCGAUCACCUCCGUAAACGUGGCAUUAUGUCGACGACAAAUGUCAGGAAGGUUUUCAAUUGCGGUGGUUUCGGUAUGGAGGCUCUCUUCUUCCUGGUGGUGGCUCAAGCGACGACGUCCAAAAAUGGAACCGCGGCUACGGUCGCCCUCGCGAUCGGCGUCGCCUGCAGCGGUUUUGCCAUCUCUGGUUUCAAUGUCAAUCAUCUGGACAUCGCGCCUAGAUACGCUAGUAUCUUGAUGGGCAUGUCCAACGGAAUUGGCACCGUCGCUGGUCUGUUGGUUCCUUUCUUCGUGGAUCAUAUCACGGAAAAGAAGGAUGCACUCAGCUGGCGGAGCGUUUUUAUCAUAGCUGCGUGCGUUCACAUUUUCGGGGUGACAUUCUAUGCUAUUUUCUGCUCCGGCGAGUUGCAACCCUGGGCCGAUCCCACUUUGGAAGAACAAAAGAGCUGGAAUCCUAUGGAUGAAUUCGGCCAGACGAAACCGCCCGUUCCACCUCCGCCGAAAACCAUGCAAUCCGAAUUCAUAAAACAACCGUCCCGAGAUGGAAGCGUCACCGACGAUUGGAAUACUUACGAACAGCCGCCAGCUGAAAAUCACCUGUACGCACGACAGGACAGUAAGGCCUCCGUGAUAAACUACGGCUCGACGGAGACCAACAGCAACAAUCCAUUCCACUCGACGAAUCCAUUCGCCAGCGACGUGAACGCGUCUUUCGUGCAACCACCAGCAACGGACGACUACGCGCAUGACGUCGUGCACAAUCAACAGUGGAACUGA